This is a messenger RNA of Elephantulus edwardii (Cape elephant shrew), 411 nucleotides long. Its product is annotated as keratin-associated protein 19-2-like. The record is from RefSeq and is a predicted model, not a curated record. Bases 1 to 411 code for a protein of 136 amino acids. Lineage: Eukaryota; Metazoa; Chordata; Mammalia; Macroscelidea; Macroscelididae. The transcript has a single exon.
AUGAGCUUCUACAGCAGCUACUCCAGAGGCCUGGGCUGUGGCUUUGGUGACUUUGGUGGUUAUGGCUAUGGCUCUGGUUGUGGCCACCACCAUAGACUAGGCUGUGGAUACGGCUCUCACUGUGGAGACUGUGGAUACGGCUCUCACUGUGGAGGCUGUGGAUACGGCUCUCACUGUGGAGACUAUGGAUACGGCUCUCACUGUGGAGGCUGUGGAUACGGCUCUCACUGUGGGGGCUGUGGAUACAGGUCUCACUGUGGAGACUAUGGAUACGGCUCUCACUAUGGAAGCUUUGGACGUGGAUCUGGCUUUGGAAACUCUGGACGUGGAAUUCACUCUGGAAGCUAUGGAUAUGGCUGCUGCCGUCGUCCCUCUUGUUAUGGUGGAUUUGGCUUCUCUAGCUUCCACUAA